Messenger RNA from Patella vulgata (common limpet), 6185 nucleotides. RefSeq names its product IQ motif and SEC7 domain-containing protein 2. Lineage: Eukaryota; Metazoa; Mollusca; Gastropoda; Patellidae. The transcript is spliced from 13 exons. Gene Ontology annotation, molecular function: guanyl-nucleotide exchange factor activity; protein binding. Gene Ontology annotation, biological process: actin cytoskeleton organization; regulation of ARF protein signal transduction. The coding region runs from base 276 to 3464 and encodes 1062 amino acids. The record is from RefSeq and is a predicted model, not a curated record.
AGCGUGAGAUUAGAGGGGUAAACUUAGAAAAAAGUUCUAAGAAAUACAUCACAAGAGUGGAUUUUAAGUGAAAAUAACGUUUAAGGAAAGAAUCCAUGUCACCAGCCUGAGUAUAACUUAUGAAUUGUCUUCACUUUACAAUUGAAUAAUGAUUAAUUCCGCUGCUGUUAUUUCUAACGUUUGUUAUUAUCAUCGGUGUCAAUUUCGCUGUCUCCAAAAUAUGGCCGACACGGUCUAAAUUUGUGUUUGUUUUGAUUGGCAAAACUCUGUUCAAAAUGAGUGAUCAGGCUUCAUCAGCAAUCGAUUUUGAUUGCCCAAGAACAUUGGAGGAAUUAAAACAAAUCAUCGUUGAUAAGGAUAGGAUUAUUGAAUUUCAAUCAGCAAAGAUCGAGAAACUAGAAGUGGAAUUAAAGCGUGUAAGCCAGGAAAAGACAAAUUUAAUGCGAAAUAUAGCAGCCAUAAAUUUUCCCAACAUAAAUUCAAGUGAUGAGAUUGACAGUGUCACCAGUACCAAGUUUGGUGAAGAGCUCCGCUCUCGAAAGUCACAAUCGGUGGGUAAUUCCCCUCAUGAGUCGCCCCGUACUUCUAAACUUGUCAGCCAGGGCAGCAUUAGCUGCAGCCGGCUGCAACGACAGCGCUCAUUGAAAAACAACAAAGAUGAAGUGAUCAAGAAAUAUAGAACAUCAUCUGUAUCUUACGAACUGUCUCAGGAUUUACACGACAAACAGGUGGAAAUGUUAGAGCGGAAGUAUGGAGGAUCAUUCCGUUCUCGACGCGCAGCAAAAACUAUUCAAAGAGCAUUCCGUCAUUAUUGCAUGAACAAAAAUUUUCAAAAAUUGCGUCAUUCAGUGGGAGAAAGGCGAUUGUCAAAGCGUCUUUCAGAAAUUGGUCGUAGCAACACAAUUUGGACGGAUCGAGUCAUUUAUAACGGAAAAUUUAAUGAAAUCGAUGCAGAAGAUUCAGAAGAUAACGAAACAUUUGGAAGUGAUGUAAGAAAAAUGGUGGCCGAAUUUGAAUCCAAUCGUCAGAAUGAUCAUAAAGUGCACGUCCAUCAUCAGAUGUCUUUUGAUCAAAGUAUUAAAAUGAGUGAGCAUAAACAACAUAGGCUCUUGAAAAGAGAAAAGAAAAAAUUAGAGAGAUCCGUGGAGGUUGAUCUCUCUGCAAAUCUAGAUUCUGAACAUGAGAAGGAGAAAAAAUCAGAUGGUGCUGCUGUGGACGAAACAAAUAACAAUCGCAAUUCUUAUCCAGAAAUGAAUGCAAGUAGUGCUAGUGACUCUCAGUUGCCAACAACAACGUCUGUGGAAAAUAGUGUAGAUCCCCAUAGUUUAGAUUUUGAAACUUUACUGGAGGGUAAAGAAAGCGACGUUUUAACGGAUAGUUUUCAUAGUGACAGUAUCUAUAGUGAUGGUGGCCAUGAUGUUUCGUUGACAAAACGUCCGUCUGCCUCAUCUCUGAAUUCUGAUUCUAGUUUUAAUACGACCCUAGAUAGUGCACACGGUAACAUGAUAAUGUACGAUAAUUUGCGUUCAGACUCCCAUGACCAAACUUCCACGUCUGCUAGUGAUGUGCAAAUAAAAGUAGAUUUAGCGUCACCAGAAGAUACACGUUUAUUUGAUCAUAAUCAAUCACUCAAGGACCAAUCAGUUAAGUAUUACAUGAAUACCAAAGUGAAAAUGCGCUCUCGGAAGUCAGAGGAGGAUUUAAAACCUAUUCCACCAAUUCGAGCUCCGGAAACUUCUCCCAUUUGGAAACGUAAGGGUAAUGCUCCUUUAACACCUGUCAUAAAUGGAAAUAUAAACAUUAACGCUCUAUCUGAACCUAAACGAAUGAGCAACAUUUCUGAAAUUAGCGAACCAGAAAGUUUAGACGGACAGUGCUCUUCUAGCUCACCUAGCUCGGAAAAUAUAAGUCAGGAAAAUAUUAGUAUAUCCAGUGAAAAUAGUGUUAGUUAUCAACCCAGAUUACGGUUAAGUGUCACACCCGACCAGCAGACUUUACCUCGACCUAACGAUAAACAGCGGAAAAGAUCAUAUCGUAUUGGUUUAAAUCUCUUUAAUAAGAAACCUGACAAGGGACUAAAUUUUCUAAUUGAACACGGGUUUUUAGAUGGAUCUCCUAAAAAUAUUGCUCGGUUUUUCAUCAUGCGAAAAGGGGUCAGCAAGCAGAUGAUUGGAGAAUUCCUGGGAAAUUUACAGAAUCAGUUUAACAUGGAAGUCUUACAUUAUUUUACAGAGAAUAUAGAUUUAUCAGGUCUACAGGUGGAUAUGGCAUUAAGGAAAUAUCAAGGCUACUUCAGAAUGCCGGGUGAAGCUCAGAAAAUUGAAAGAUUAAUGGAGGCUUUUGCUACCAGAUACUGUGCAUGUAAUCCAGAUCAGACGAAAUACUUUAAAACUCCAGACACCAUAUUCCUGUUGGCCUUUGCUAUUAUAAUGUUAAAUACAGACUUACAUAAUUCCAAUAUUAAACCUGAGCGUAAAAUGAAACUAGAAGAUUUCAUCAAAAACUUACGAGGUAUAGACGGUGGUGAUGACGUAGAUCGUGAUGUGUUAGUAGGUAUAUAUGAACGAGUUAAAAGUCAGGAAUUCAAGGCUGGAGUAGACCAAGUCACCCAGGUUAUCAAAGUAGAACAAAGUAUUGUGGGUAAAAAGCCUCAACUGGCUUUAUCUCACAGAAGACUGGUUUGUUAUUGUCGACUUUAUGAAGUUCAUGACCCCUGUAAGAAAGAAAAAAUUGGUUUACAUCAACGAGAAGUUUUCUUAUUUAACGAUCAAUUACUGGUAACGAAGAUCUUCAGUAAAAAGAAAAUAGGAAUAACCUACAGUUUUAGAACAUCAUUAUCCUUAUAUGGCAUGCAAGUUUUCUUAUUUGAAACAGCACAUUAUCAGUUUGGCAUCCAGCUAACUAAUAAUUUAGAUGGGAAAGUUUUAAUGACAUUUAAUGCCAGAAAUGAUCAUGAUCGACAAAAAUUUGUUGAAGAUCUAAAAGAAUCUAUUCUAGAGACAAAUGGUAUGGAACAAUUACGAAUAGAAGAAGAGUUGCAGCGUCACCGUAAAGCCCAUAAUACUCUGGACAAGCACUACGCAAAUGACGAUUCCCGUGUUCACAUGUAUGAACUCGCGAACCCUAAUGACAGUUCUGUUAAUAGAUUGUCUGCUCCUGAAUGUGGCUUGAAGAAAUCUUCUCUAUCCAACUCUCUCAAUGAACUGUCACCAGACCGUGGGAUGAAACGAGGUAGCAGUGGAGCAUCUCUCGACAGUGGAGUGGUAUCAGGAAGUGUAGGAAGUUCCGGUAGUAGAGACGACUCUAUGGCUGUUCCAUUUAAUAAUUCCGCUUCUGUGAAAUCUACGACCAAGGGAGCCUCCAUUACUAAAGUCAGUGGAUUAACCAAAGCUGUGAGUCCAGGAAAAUCCAAGGGUUCUCCGCUAAAACUUCGUGGCAAUCUGCCAGCAGGAACAGAAGUUUAGGAUUUUUCAUUCUGUGUCCAUAAAAUGGAAAAAAAACCUUUGAGAUGGAUCAAACUAAACAUUCGUGAUAUAUAAUUAAUAAACACCAGUGAAUAUAGUGUGGACUAUGAUGGAUAAAAUCGCGUAUAUGGAUUAUCUAGAUAAUUUUGCUGUGGAAUAACAUGAAUAACUCCUAGUCAAUAAUACUAUAGUAACUCUAUCACAUGGAUGGAUAUUUAUGAUAUGUAUAUAGGAUAUUUGUUAAUAUUUGACUAUACAUAAUGACAGUGUGGAUUAUAUCUACUCUAAACAGUAAAUAUUCAAACAGUGGUCAGUAAUUAGUGGAUUGUGAAAAUAGAUAAUCAAAGGAGGACUUGUAAUACAAGACCUUGAAUUGUUAUGGGACCAGAGUUAUCUCCCUUUGAACAUCUUUGUUCCAUACCAUAUUAAUAUUUGGUGCAUGUAUUUCUCUGUUAGUAAUUGUAAUAUAAAGUAGUUUAAGUUAUCAGAUAUAAAUAUUGGUAUUUAUGCAAGAACUUUUUUUUUUCUUAAAAUGAAAUAAAACUUUAUUUAUAAUUGAAUUAAACUGGAUUGUUUUGAUAAAACUAGAUUGAGUAAUAGGCCUACAGUUAGAAACCUGUUCUUUUUUCUCAUGAAUGAAAAUGUGUAUUAGAAAAAUAAAUUAAUUAUUGAUUGGUCACCUAUGUCUUUCAGUUUGUUGCUAAUUUAAUUAAAUUUAAUUUAAAAAAUGAAGACUUUUCAUAGUUUAUUAAGGAAUGUAGUCUAGCUAGUUAGAUGUCAUUUAUAAAUAGAACUUUGAAUACAUUGUCACUUUUUAACUUUAACCUAAAGUGACUUGUUACCUUUGACCUAUGAACUAUUGUAUCUCGUGUAUUGAUGUGUACUUGUUGUAGAUUUCCAUGCCUUUUCAAAUUUUAUUGAAAAUACAAAACCAAAAUUAUAUAAUUCUCAUUAAUUUGUUAUUUUUUAUUCAAACAUAAUCCAUAAAUUAAAUACUGAUAGAUAGACUAGGCAAUAAAAUAUCCCUGCUUUCAUAUUGUUGUCAGAUAGAAGUUAGUUCCCUUAGAUAAGCUCUCCAUUAGUGAAAAGUCCCUUUGUUAGAUGCUGCGGAUGCAAUGGUAAUGUCUAUGCACACUAGCGUUAACACAAAAUUUUCAAUGAAGUUAGAACUAGUUUUUCAACUGAUUUUUUAUAAUGCUGUUUUAUAGAUUAAAAAAACUGAAAGUGAAUUAUUUAAUUUGGUCACUUGUUACAAUAAUGUCACUUUGUUUCUUACCAACCUGCUUUAACUUUAUUAACAUAGAUAAAUUUUAUACAAAAUUUGAGUGUGCUUUAAUUAAUAGGAUGAAAUAUUUUAGAUCAUGUUUUUUGAAGUUUAAAAUUAAAUGACCUGAAUAUGUAUUAGUUCAACUCAAAAUUAUUUUAUAAUUAGUUUCCAAUUUAAUCCUUUUUAAAGAUCAAGGUUCACACCUGUUUAAAUGUUCAAUUAUUUCUUAAAAUUAAUUAUUUUUCACUUGUUGCAAAACCUUGUUGUUGUUUAUUUAAAAAAAAGUUUAAGUCACCUGGUUAAAAACAAAACAGGGCAGUUGAAAUACACACAAUGUAACCAUUCUAACAAUAUGAUAAAAAAAAAAUUACAGAAACUAUAGUAGGACUUUGAUCAGUUAGAAUGAGAGUGUUUGCAGUAAAUUAGGUUUCUGUAAAAGUUAGUAGCAAAACAUUAUUGAAUUAAGAUUUAGUGCUAAAGACAUUCAAAAGCAAAUUAUUAAAUUAUUUGAAGUUAUAUAUAUAUUUUUUUUGUUGUUCUAGCAUUUAUCAUAUUUUUUUUUGUUGUGUUUGUGAAGGGAUGUGUGAAAGACUGAUUCUAAGAAUCAACUAAAGAUUUAUGUUAUAUUCGAUUCGGUUUGAUCAAAAUAUAAUGCCUUCACUGAUUUGUGUAAUAGUUUAUUAGAUGUCCUUCGAUUCAAUGAAUUAAAGAAUAGACACACAGAUAGAGCAUCUGAAUACCGGUACCAAUAUUAGGUUUGAAUUUUGAAUGCGCCAAAAAUCUUGAUCAGACUAAAACAGUAAUGUAUAUUUAUGUUUAAAUGCCAUGAGUGAGAGAAAAAAUAAAAAUAUAAAGUUUGUAAAUACUGUUUGAAAGAUGAAGUUAUGAAUGAAUGGCAAAUUUGGAUUUCACAUGUAAGAACACUGAACUUGUAUCUCCAAUAUCUUGAAUAAUGAGUAAGUAUUUAGAAUAAAGAAAGAAAUUGGCAUAUAUAUGGGAAUUAUUUUUAAUUCAUGAAAAAUACCAACGUGAAUUUUCAAUAUUAUAUUUAAGUAUUUGAAGAUCCAAAAAUACAGUUCAUGAUAAGUAUGGUUGAUUUAUUGGGAUGCAAUGUUUUAUGUUCAGAAAAUAUUAUUCAUUUCAAUUUAUUUAUUUUUAGUAUCUGUAUGUAAAUUAAUCGAAUACAGAUCUAAUUGAUGUCUCUAUCACUGCUCAUUAAAUAAACAAUACCUUUUUUUUACUCUAAAGUUUUAUUUGUCAUUGUGUUUUGUUUGUUUUUGUUACUCAGCUUGUAAAUACUUAAAAUAAAUUAAUAUAAUAUAAUUAAUGACAUAAAUUGUGUGGAUUUCAACAUAACUGCCCUGGAUAACAAUUCACAUGGGAAGUAGCCUAACUAAUUCUCUAGUUAGGGUGAUGUAUGUGAAAUUGCCAAAAAAUAAAACAAUAUAGUCCAA